Messenger RNA from Dicentrarchus labrax (European seabass), 5080 nucleotides. RefSeq names its product RAP1 GTPase activating protein 2a (gene rap1gap2a). The record is from RefSeq and is a predicted model, not a curated record. Gene Ontology annotation, molecular function: GTPase activator activity. The transcript has 23 exons. Gene Ontology annotation, cellular component: cytoplasm; plasma membrane. NCBI's taxonomy places the organism in Eukaryota, Metazoa, Chordata, Actinopteri, Moronidae. Gene Ontology annotation, biological process: activation of GTPase activity; regulation of small GTPase mediated signal transduction. Bases 632 to 2848 code for a protein of 738 amino acids.
GCAGCAGGCACAGAGGGAGAGGAAGCAGAGCAUGUAAGAGAAGGAGGGAGAGGUGGGAAGAGGUAGGUAGACAGAGAUGCAGUACCACAGUGUGUGUUUCUCCGAGGCUGUCAGCAGCGCAACUCUUCAUCCUCUCGUCAGGGGCAGUGAUGUGUUAUGGAGCUCCGAUGCACAGAUUCUCUGCAGAAGCAGGGGAUGCAGAUAGAAGUUCACCUUGAGCUGGAGUCUAACAGUGCCACUCUACACCUCUGGGAUUACAAGAAAUGCUCAUUGAUCACAACACCAAGAACAACAGAGAUUUAAUCGGAUCUGACAACCUGCCAAACCAAAAGUGGCUCCAGAAUCUUUAACUUUUGGAUUAUAGUCAGAUUUAUACCAGAACGUCUGACGGAGAGGCUCUAAACUGCCAAUCCAGAGCCAGAAAUCAAACAGGUACUUUCUUUGGCAGAAACUUGCCAGCUGUCUCUAGACCUGACAGCAAACAGAACCAAUACUGUGACAACCACUCUUCACACUGGAACCCCGCAAAGCCACGACCAAGCAGGUCCUGCAGCCCAGGGACCCUGGAGCUGGCCUGACCUUGGACCGGCUGUCACCGGAGCCCCUGCUGGCACCAGCAGAAACGUCCAGCAUGUCUCAGACCGGAGGACGGUUCCACAACAAAAAGGCUGGCAUCCGGGCCGCUGUGAUCCUCAUCGGACUCCUGCACAAGUCUCGUAAAGCCAAGGAGAAGGAGAGAGAGAAGGAGGAGAGCGAAGGGAAACAGGAGCUGCUGAACAUUUCCAACGUCCCUCUGGGAGAAUGUCCCCCCUCACCGCCCCGUACUGCACCGCCCAGCAUGAAGUCUGCAGAGUUCUUCGAUAUGCUGGAGAGGAUGCAGGUUCCUAAAGCUGAAGAGACCAAAAGAUGGAAGGAUGACUAUAUCCCCUACCCACGGAUAGAAGAUGUCCUUGAGAAAGGUGGUCCUUACCCCCAGGUAAUCCUGCCACAGUUCGGGGGUUACUGGAUUGAGGAUGUGGAGGCACCAGCAGGGACCCCCUCCUCCUCAGAGUCCAGUUUCUGUGAGGAGGAGGACGGAGGAGAGGGCAUGAGCCCUGGUGGGGGGCACAGCUACCGCCUGGAGUGCAACAGCACAGCCCGAGCCUACCGCAAACACUUCCUUGGCAAGGAACACAUGAACUACUACUGCACGGGCAGCAGCAUAGGCCACCUCAUCAUGUCUUUGAAACACGAGGAGGCUGAGGGACAGGAGUACCUACGCAUCAUGCUCAGGUCAAGGAUCAAAACAGUCCAUGACAGGAUCUCUUUAGCAGGCAUAAACCAGCUGCCCAGUGUACCCCAGAUUGCCAAGCUUCUGUGUGAUGAUGCCACAGGGCUGAAGUUCAACCCGGUCCUAUACCCUCGGGGAUCCCAGUUGAUAGUGGCUUAUGAUGAACACGAGGUGAACAACACUUUCAAAUUUGGAGUCGUCUACCAGAAGUUUGGACAGACGUCAGAGGAAGAACUGUUUGGGAACAAUGAGGAGACACCAGCUUUCAAGGAAUUUCUCAGUAUCCUGGGCGACAACAUUGAACUCCAGGACUUUAAAGGGUUCCGCGGUGGGCUGGAUGUGUCCCAUGGACAGACAGGGUCUGAAUCUGUCUACACUGUCUUCAGACAGAGAGAGAUUAUGUUCCAUGUGUCAACCAAACUUCCCUUCACUGAGGGAGACGUCCAGCAGCUCCAGAGGAAAAGGCACAUAGGAAAUGACAUCGUGGCCACAGUCUUCCAAGAAGAGGCCACACCGUUUGUUCCUGACAUGAUCGCCUCCAACUUCCUGCAUGCUUAUGUCCUGGUGCAGGUUGAUAACCCCUGUACAGAGCACACAACAUACAAGGUGUCUGUUACAGCCAGGGAGGAUGUGCCUCCUUUUGGACCCCCUCUCCCGAACCCAGCUGUCUUCAGAAAGGGUCCUGAAUUUCGAGACUUCCUGCUGACAAAGCUGAUCAAUGCCGAAAACGCUUGCUACAAAUCCGACAAAUUCGCCAAACUAGAGGGGAGAACGCGAGCCGCACUGCUUGACAACCUCCAUGACGAGCUGCACAGACAGAGCCAGGCCGCGCUGGGUCUGGGCCAGGCCGGGGAGGAGGACAAGCUGGAGAACGGGGGACACGGGGGUCUGCUAGAGUCCUUCAAGAGAGCCAUGCGUGUCAGAAGCCACUCCAUGGAGACCAUGGUGGGGUCCCACCGUCACAGGAGCCCCGGGGUAGGAGGUGGGGUCCCAGCGAGCGUGAGUGGAGGAGGACUGCCGCAGAGCACCAGCGAAUGCACAAAGAGCACCUUCACUCCUCCUGUGUUGUCAGCCAAGUCUCCUCUGAAGAGCCCAGUGAAACGGCGUUCAGGGCUCUUCCCUCGUCUCCACUCCAGCACAGACACCCCAUCGGACAAACACACACGCAGCGACCAAAAGCCUGCAGAGACCUGCCCACUGUCCCAGGAGGUGAGGUCAGAGACAUCAUCCAAUCCGAGCUCACCUGAAAUCUGCCCCAACAAAGAGAGGCCGUUUAUCAAGCUGAAAGAGUGCAGCAGCGGCAGGCCGAACAUCUCCCGUUCUUCAUCCAGCACCAGCAGCUUCAGCAGCACCACAGGAGAAACAGAAGCUCUGGAAGAACUGGAGACAGCCAGCCAUCCCUCUAUAGCGUCCUCCUCUGCCUUCAGUCCUGCCCUCAGUGUCGACAGCCAGGGAUCAGGUACCCCUGUCAUCAUGUGCCGCAGUCCAACAGCAGAUGGGAAAAGUAAGACGUCACCGAGGUCAAACUUGAAGUUCCGCUUUGACAAAAUGAGCCAUUCGUCGACUGCUCCUGAGUAGCUUUGUGGAAUGGAAAUAACAGAAUUGCACAACAAAGGGACCGCACGGGCUGACGGAGCUGCAAAAAAAAAAAAAAAAAAAAAAAUCCCAACAUCAACCACAAACUCACUGUAGAACCGCUUCCUUAAGCCACGGAUAAUCUGACAAGAUUACCAACUGCACCAGAGUCCCCACACACUAUAAACUAACUGACAAUACUGUGAGUGUAUAGUGCGGAGAAGCAGCUGACAUGUUGGCUUUCUUUGUAACCAACCUUUAGCCACAUAAACGACAUACUUUGCCAAUGUUACAAGUUGCUGCAUCUCAGCUGUUAAUUGUUCACAUCACAUGGAAGUCCUAGCAUGGCUGUAAUACUGUGAGUGUAGGCCGAGCGCCACUCUGCCUCAGCUUUUCGUCAAACGUCUUGUUUUAUAGAGAGACACAGUGAUCUAGAAGUAUGGUAACAUGAGACUAUGGCUGAACUGUUAUUUUUAUGUAGUCAACUGCAGAGUGCUCAGUGGAAAAAGAUGUCUUUAAGAAUUGUCACGUUCCCUUUUGCCUUUGCCCUCGAAUGGUACGUCUGGGAACAGUUCCUCUUUGACUCUAAAGAGAGUACGCAGACACACACAUGCACAGAAACAUAAUGUAGACUUACAGUAGCAACGUUUUGGAGGUGACAACACUGGGAGUCUCAGUACUCCACUGUUAGGAUCUGAGCUUGUUCUUUGCAUAUAAAAAUGCUAUUCUAGGGAACAUGUUUGAUUUUGGAGAGGCUUUUGUAACUUUGCUAGAUGCUGCAUUGUGUCUGCUGCACUAUAAACAACACCCAUGACAGCAUUUCUGUAUCUGCAAGGGUAACUUCAAAUCCCUGAACUCAAGUGCUUGGUUAGUGGAAUUUAGCUCAUAUAGGGCACAGUAGGAGACACUGCCAACACAUUUCGCCAUAAGCUUAUUUUAGCCAAAGCUGCGCCUUACAAUCUAUCAAAAGCCCUGUUCACCACUGAUGCUCUCACUCUCUCUCUCUCUCUCUCUCUCUCUCUCUCUCUCUCUCUCUCUCUCUCUCUCUUUCUCUCUCUCUCUCUCUUUCUCUCUCUGUCUCUCUCUCUCUCUUUCUCCUUCUGUCUCUCUCACUAUGUGAGAGGACAAGAAUCUUCUGGAUCCGGUUACAGCACAGUUGUGGGUAGCCAAUCAACACCCACAUUUGCUGAAAAUAGACGUUGCACUUACUGAAAACAUUUCACCUUCUGAUACCUCCCAUUGAAGCUUGCUAGCUCGGUGUAUCUGCGUUUAUGUUCGGCGGAACUUUCAACCAGGAAAGUCUCCAGGGUUUGAAGUUCCCCAGCAUGUGAGCUGAUGAAGAUGACUUGAAAAAGAUGCUUCAGGUUAAAUGAACCUUUGAACCACCUUUGGCAAAAACACUUUGAAUGUGAACUUUGAGCUUUUUUGUAUUUUUUGAUUUCAAGCUUUGUUAGUUGUUACUAUCUUCUAAGUACAUUUCAAAGCCAGUUGCUUACAAGCACAACAGGACAAUAGGUCUAUUCUAGUACACAACUAUACCAUAGCAUUAGCCUGCACAAACUAGAGUGAGCAGAGCAAAGUGGGAGCGUGCUAAUAAAGAAAAAGCUUGAAAGACACACAUAUGUUUUCCUACGGUAUGUGACCAAACAACCAAGCUAGUAGGUCUUUGGAAGAAUGUCUAUGUACUCUUACUGUGUAGAAAACCAUUCCUGUUCCUGCUGACAGGACGGCUUAAUAGUGUGUGAAGUUGCGUCAAAUGGAACUCAAAUCCCAGAGGGUUUAAAAUGGUCAGCUCACCCAGAUCUACUUUGUAAUAGGUGACUUUUUAACUUGCCAGGAAUCUGUUGAGUUUCUUGAGAAGUACGCCUCUGAUAUAACUGGACUAGAACCAGAUGUGUGUUCUGUUAGUGUACACCGGUGAUUACCUCGAGCAAGGGAAGCAGGGACAGAAAUCAUACAGAUGCGGGAAGUUCAGAUGUCAUUUAGUUUGUAGCAGGUAUUGCCUAAACUGCCCUGCAGCCUUUUCUCUGUUAAUAUGCUUAAUUUAUUACAAUGAUAACUUCUUUUGCAUUGAUGUCAUGUAAAAAUGUAACUGCAGAGUACGCUAAAUAAUAAGAUAAAAUGAUUAAAGGAAAUAUAUUAAUUUAAAAGAUGUCUAAACAUGUAUAUGUAUAUUUGGUUAUGUAACGUGCCAUUGAGAAUUUAUUCUAAAAUAAAAUGUUGUAUUUUGUGUCA